Messenger RNA from Nerophis lumbriciformis (worm pipefish), 1223 nucleotides. RefSeq lists its product as uncharacterized. The record is from RefSeq and is a predicted model, not a curated record. NCBI's taxonomy places the organism in Eukaryota, Metazoa, Chordata, Actinopteri, Syngnathiformes, Syngnathidae.
CAGGGGUGAUGCAGCAGCAGCAGCUGAGAAGUGGUGAAGAAUGGCAGGUGAAGAUGUUCAUGUUGCAGAUGCCAAGGAUGAGUUGUGGAGUGUUCCUGCUGGGGGCUCUAUGCUGUCUGCUGAUCAUGCCAGCCUUGCUGCAAGCCUCGUCUCUGAUGCGACUCAACAAAGAUGCAGUCAGCAUUGAGUCGGCCAAGGCGCACGGCUUCUUGACUCAUUCUCGAGCCAAGAGGAACAUGGACCCCAAGUGGUACAGAGGCACACCUGACUUCCAGUCCUAUUACCGCUUCUACACCAGCAUUGGACAUAUUGAAGGAAUCUAUGAGAUAGACAGAAUCCGGAUGCUGUACCAGCAGAUGCGCCACUUGGAGCUCACCUAUGGCCCGGAUGCCUCCAGCUACCAAAGUGUCUUAGGUGUACAGACCACCACUGCAGCUCCUACUAGCACCACCCAGCCUCCCACCAGCCCAGCUCCUACAUCUGACCCUCUGGAGCACGCUCAGAGGAUCUACCUGUGCCACCCAGAAGACCCUCUUUGCAAACCUCAGAUUGUCUACAUGCCCACCGGGGCCAUGGUGGUGCUGUGCGACCCACGGCACAACCCGGCCUGCAGGCCCAGGACGGAGGAAGAGAUCAAAUCCGCUGCUUCUCAUCCUCCUCAACAGCCUCCAGCUCCUCCUGCUGCUCCCAAAAAGUCUGCUCCACCUCCUCCCAUCACUGUGAAACAAAUGGACUACCACUGCGACCCUUACUGGGAUCCCGAUUGCCUCAGGGACUACCCCCCCAGUCCCGUGCAGGACACCACGGAGUCUGUUGAAGAGAAGGCGGUGAACGAGGACGACGCGAACGCUGAGGAAAGCGUGCCUGCAGGAAGCACCAAGAAAGAAGCCAACUACCCUUACUUUGACCCCUAUGAUUUUAAACGUGACCUCUAUGACCCCUCCCACUUUGCCAAUCCAGACCCUGGGGAGCAGUAAAAACCCUAAACCAGACUACCAACAAACCUGUCAAGUCUAGAUCAGCACACCUGUGUUGUUAUCAUUAGUUACACGCAAUAUUAAGCAGAAUAACAGCAAUAAAUUUUUAAAAGUGGUCCUGUGUGUUGACUGUGUUUCAUCACUUUAAACACAUCAUGUUUAAUAAUAGAAUUGUCAUCAUUUUUUAUCAAUGUAAUUAUUGUCUAAUUAUAUAUUAUAUCUAUCAUUAUUCUCGUCUCCAUUACU